CGGGCGCGCGGCACGCCCGGCAGUCCCAGCGGGCACACUGGCAGCGUCCGCACGCCCAGUAGUGUGCACGCGUUGCCAGUACCUCGCGGUUAAGUCCCGCUCUACAGCAGUCAUGCGCGUAGGUGUGCACAGUGCACGUCAACACCACAGCAGCGUCCAUCUAGCCAGUCCGCGUACACCGCAACGCAUCACACGCCCAGCAGCGUGUCCUGCGACGCCCGUACGCAUGCCAGUAGCGUUCUACGCACACUGGCCAGUCGCCACGCACGCCAGCACGCCCAGCAGC
Messenger RNA from Striga hermonthica, 286 nucleotides. The record is from the annotation of a GenBank genome assembly. NCBI's taxonomy places the organism in Eukaryota, Viridiplantae, Streptophyta, Magnoliopsida, Lamiales, Orobanchaceae.